AUGGGACAAGCCGUUGUUGAGUAGAGCAUCGAUUACCGCUUUUUCGGUAUUAUCAAGUUGAGUAGAUUUAGGCAUUAUGGCUUAUAGUGAUACACGAGGACUUUUUCUCUUAUACACCACUGAAAAAAACAGGAAAAACGUGUUACCUGAAACGAAAACUCGGAAAACUCUGGGGUGGGUCUAUAAUUCUGGGUCGGUCAAAAAUCAGAUUUUCUCGUAUCUUGAAAAACUUUUCAACUGGGUGAUUGAUAAUUAUGAUAUGAUUAUGUUUUUUAUCAACAAGGUUUAUCACAAAAAAAGUUUGGUGGCUCAAAGCUUUUCAAUCUUUCUUAAAAUCGGAGAAAUUAGGGUGGGUCUAUAAUUAUGGGUCGCAGUGUAUAGUUGAUUCACGGCUAGCUUGGGACGUUAGAGGGCGUAUCCUGUCUGCGCUCUCCACGAGCCAGGCGCUGUCUCGUGCAUUAUCGUGUUAGGACCCUUUUUCGAUGGCUCAAGCCAGUCGUGAAUCAGCUAUAUUCGAUCUUUCAGGGCUUACUGCAAGAGGGAAAAAUUGUCGGAAGUGGCGUCCGAACUGCAGGAGCUUGUCGAUGAGAUCGAAGUGGCAAGGAAAGAAAACAAACGGAAAGAGUCGGCUGAGUCCGAAAUGACCGAGGAAGAAGAAGAAGCGACUGAGGAAUACACGGAAAAGAUAUGCGGAGAGUGCGAAGACCCGCUGGAUCAGACCCGCGUCAUUUUCAACGAAGUCGUCGUGGGAGCCUGUUGCGGGACGGCCUACUAUCACUACGACUGCAUUUUGGUUCGAAAGCCCUUACCUCAAAAUUGUAUAGCCCAUUCCGUGCUAACUUGUUACGGAAUACGUUUCUGCAAUCCGCGCGGCCUGUAGCUAUGCAUGCGCCUUUAAUUUAGCCUGAAGAUUCUCGUCUCUGCGUCUUUGAAAUAGCCUCUCUGUGUGCGCCUUUAAUUAAGUAUUGAAGUUUUCGUCUUUGCCCCUUUUUCUGUAUGCGCCUUUAAAUUAGCCUAGAAGUCUCCGCGCCUUUAAUAUAACAGCCUUUUUCUGUGCAUGCGCCUUUAAUUUUGCCUGAAAGUUUCCGUCUAUUCGCCUUUAAUAUACCAGUUUCUCAUUGCAUGUGCCUUCAAGUUAGCCUUGAAGUUUCCAUCUCUGCGCCUUUAAUAUAACAGCCUCUCUGUGCAUGUGCCUUUAAAUUAACCUAAAUGUUUCUUUCUCCCGUUAAUAUAGCAGCUCUCUCUUUAUGCGCCUUUGAUUUUGCCUGGAAGUAUCCGUCUCUGCGCCUUUAAUAUAACAGCCCCUCUGUGCAUGCGCCUUUAAUUUUGCCUGAAAGUUUCCGUCUCUGCGCCUUCAAUAUAACAGCCUCUCUGGGAAUGCGCCUUUAAAUUAGCCUUGAAGUUUCCGCCUCUGCGCCUUUAAUAUACCAGUUUCUCAUUGCAUGCGCCUUCAAGUUAGCCUUGAAGUUUUCGUCUCUGCGCCUUUAAUAUAACAGCUUCUCUUAGUAUGCGCCUUUAAUCCAUCUGGCUCUUCAGAAGCGGGCCACUCGCCAGGGACUCAAUUUUCGAUGUCCCAUUUGUGGGAGCGACGAAGAGGAUACCUUCCUGAGGCUGAUGGCCCUCCAAGGCAUCCAUCCACCAAAUCAGUCAGUUCCAUCCGUCGCCAUCUUCCAAUUCUCAUCGAUUUUUCUUCAAGCUCAGCGCCGGGAAGCCGCGAAGAAAAGCCCCGCUGCUACUUUGCUCGGACCAUGCGGAAUGAUGGACGGUUAUAUUUUUAAAAAACUCGAACACUAAAAAUAAGUUUUGAGAGGCUGUCUGUGUCCACUUGGAGCCACUCAUUUCUCAGGAAUCCCGGGCGAAGAUCCGAAUUUCGGUGGGUUUUUUGAAGAAAUGUAACAAAGGUCCCGUGGAAGAAAAAAGAGCUGUUUAUCAAAGCUUUUUUGACCUGAUAUAGCAGAAAGGUGCUCUAAAAAAGACAUAGAGUGUAAAUAAAAUAUUUUUUUUUUUUUGGUUUACAAGAAAUUAGCCCUCGACGACGUCACCAUGCGCCUUUAAUAAGAGCUUCAUUCGAUGACUUUAUUUUUCAAACUUUACAUGAUCCGAAAAGCUCAUUGGAAAAGAAAUAAGUUAUGAAAUGGGACUCUUAUUAAAGGCGCAUGCUGAGUCACCACCCAAUUUAUUCACGGUUAGCUUGAGAUUUUUCAAAAGGCCUGUCUGCGCUCUCCACAAACCAGGGACUCAUUCCUUUUUAUCGUGUCAGGACCCGUUUUCCCAUGGCUCAAGCCAGCCGUGAAUACCAUUUCGACCUCCAACCUUACUUUAUUUUUUUGCUGAAGAUAUGGACAAUAAUUUUUUACUGCAGACGGCAAAUGGAGAUCGAUGCCGCGGUGCGAUAUUUGCGGCGUUUUUGCGCACCUUGGCUGUGCCGGGCUGCCUUUCUCGAGGUCGCCAUUCACGUGUGACGACUUCGACAUGAAAAAUCUGAAAAGAUCUCCGUGGUACUGCGACGACUGCUGCCACACGUACCAAGUGUCAGUUCAAGGCAUCUUAGGAAAAAAAUAAAAUUGGGGGUUUCCAAAAGACACAAUCUGAGAUGUUGAUGGAAGUCUAGAAACGCCCAGUGUGACUUUUUAUCUAUGUUAGCUGAAGUGCACAAGGUCGCUGGAGGUACAAUCGCAAAAACGCAUUGUCCCAUUUGUCUGCGCUUUCCUCGGCGCGAUAUCGCAAUCUUUUUCGACGCGUUAUCGCGUUCAUUCGGCGCGAUUUCGCAUUUUUCGGCGCGAUAUCGCGUCUUGGAAUUUUUUAAAGUUUUUUCGUGCGCUUGAAAGGUGAGCCGCCAAAGCGGUACAUUUGCGAGCCUUUCAAUGUAUCGUUUUUCUCUCCCGCCAGACUAGGCUUUUAUUUCUAGUUUACUUCAGACCCCCCCUGAUCCCAGAAAAAAAAACCGUCCCUAAGAGAUUUUUUCCGAGUUAUGGUUUUUUGAAGUCGGCUAACUGCUUGACGGAAUGAUUUUCAGCGUGUCUCAGAAGCCCACCCGGAAACAGAUCUACGAUCUGGAAAUGGGCAGACGCACGGGUUCUCUUGCCAAAAAAGCAUUGGUUUGAGAACCUUAUUAGGCUUUCCUGAUCCCAGAUCUGCUUCAGAAAGGACCUAAAAUUGUGCAUGAAGCGAUUGGAGAUGGCGAGAGAAUCGUUGGAUCAAACGUUAGUACGAUCCCUUCUCAGGAUUCUGGAGUUUUUGGAAGGGAAGAUGAAGCUUCUGAGAGAGUUGUGUCAAGGUUAGUUUUGCUGAUAAUAAUGCUACCAAACUCAGUUCUGAACUUUUUGAGGAAUUUUUGGAUUUUCAGCGACUCCGCUGUACCAGAAGUGCAGGCGGCGACUGAACCUCCUUCCUCGGAGAAUCAAUUUGAAGUGAAUAUGGCGAUUGACGACGUCAAGACUUUCCCGAUGCUGUUUUCGCUCGACGAAGAUCAACUUCUUGAAGAAACCCCGGCUCGUGACCCCUUGGAAGGACUUGAAGAGGAAAUCGACGAUUUCGAUUCAAUAGCUCCCGAAAACGAUCUGACGACGUCGAUUGAUGAAGAGACGGAAGGGACUGAGAGAAGGCCGGAAGACUUCCACGAUCUGGCAGCCGCGUUGAAACGUAGAUCUCAUGUUCGGACUAUGAUUUUGAUUUUUGUGUUGAUAGAUCUGGAAACUAGACGUGACCCGGAAAUCGUCUGGUCGGAAGCCCCGCCGCAAGUUCAGCCAGCUUUCAUCGCCAAUGAAAUUGAGGUUCAGAAUGAUCUACAGAGAAAAAUGACCUUUACGCCCUCUCAUGCUUACGCGCUAUUUUUUUUUCUUUAUAUUUCUCUGACCUUGCCCAUGAGGAAACAGAGAGAAGUAGGCACCCGCCGAGAAAUGUCCAGGAUGGACUAUAGGAAGAAUGUAUAGUCCGUUUUUCCCGACUUGAAGGGGUGUGGCUUCUCUGCGCCCUCCUCGUCUCUCGGCGACCCUCUCAUGUUGACGUCCUAUUUUCAUAUUUCUCUGGCCUCGCCGGUGAGAGAACAGAGAGACGUAGAAACGCUAAAAAUGUUCAGUCGCGGCGGGCGGACUAUACCGAAGGGCUUUUUUAAAAAUAUUUUUGACCAAUAAGGAAUUUUUGGAUACUUUCGGUAACGCGAGAGCCCCCGGACGUUCUCCUGAACUUCUAGUGAUCCCUUAAGCGGUUUCAGCAUUCUUAAGGGACUACUUGAAGUUUUCAAAAAACUCUAGGGCGAACCCGGUUCGCAUUUAAGAUUUGAAAGCUUCUGAUGCAUUUUUUUAAAAUAUUGGUUGAGUUUACGCUUUUUCAAAUUUCGUUGAAAAGAUUAAGUUUUCCCUUCUCAGAAAGCUCCUAACACUGACCAACAACAAGAACAGCUCAAUACUGUGAAAACGGAGAAUUUGGAUGAUAUGCCUCUGGAAAUUCUGGAGCCAGUGAGGCGCAGAACCUGCGAUAUUGAUGUUUGCUUUUUUUCAGUUUUGAGAAAAAUAAUUAUUUUCAUUAUUCUCAGAUCAUUCAACUUGAUGACAGCGAUGAGGAUGACGCUCCUGUGGAAGGUGAUAAGAUUUACAAAAAAAAAGAAAAUAAGUUUAACUCAAGUUACAUGGAAGCUAGCUACGCCGCAGACCAUCCGGAUGCAAGAGCCGCAGACUCCAACGACGAAUUUCCGGGCGUCGGCCGAGCCGAACUCUGUAGAUAGUGGCAAAGGGCGAAGAACGACGCCAAAGGGCUCCAAAACGCUAAUCGAGAAGGACGAGAAACCGGACGUGCCCCUGAAUACGGUUCUCGACAAGUGGCUGAGCAGGGCGAGAACCCCGGGAAAAUCGUCGACUCCGCAAACGGUUAAUCGCGUAGAAAAUGUGACGGCGAAAAUUGCCGAGACACGGCGUUUUUUCGACGAUGCCCGCCCAUAUUUUUCCGUAAAAUGUAGUGUGUCGUGUGCAUGCACUGCGGCGCUCUCGCACGCUCAAAGUUUUUUUUUCGCCAAUUUCAAAGUGAUAUCUGAAUUUUCGUAGUUGUUUUUUUUUUCACCUCCUGGCGGCUAUCUUGAAUUUCGCGGAAUCACUUUGAACACACAGCAACAAAAUUGCGUUUCUUAAAAUGAAAAAUCGAUUCGCCUCAUGACCCAUUGAACAUGCGCCUUUAAUUUUUCCUGUAAUGAUUGUUUCCCAUGACGUCACAUGGGAACGGACUCCGCCUCCUCAUUUUCGGUUUCGCAUUUGUUUUUUUCCACCAACAAAAACGCCGUGAAGAUGAAGCAUUCCAUGUUCAAAGUAACCGUCAGAGAUUGCGUAGAUCCUAGUUUUCAUGAUGAACUCAUUCAGAGUGCAAAAAAAACUUUUGAUGAUCAAUCUUAUCAGUUUUUAAUCAAUUAUUUCAGCCUUCAAAUGGGAACGAGAAAGCGCCUGACGUCACGACGGUUCUCAGUUCGAAGAGAAUGAACAGUGGGGAUUUUAUUUUUCAUAAAAAUGUUGUAUCCAUUUUUUGAGACCAAGAAGGAAGCACUCCGAAGCGCAUGAAACAAGAAUUGCCUGUGGGGACGGUUGCAAAGUCUGAAGAAAGGUGAUUGAAUGAUUUUUUUCUUUGGAUUGAAAGAGCUUGAAAUGAAUAUAUUUAUAAAUGGCAGAUAAUUGAAAAAUCGACUAAUAUUCUAAGCUCAUGAAAAAUUAAAAAAAUUUUUUUGAAAGUGAUUUUUUUCCUAGAACAUCAAAGUCUUUUGAAAAUAUACAAUUUUGACCUUUUUCAAAAACUUCUACGCGUUCAGACAACCCAGCGUCGUGCAGCUUGAAAAUGAUUGCUACAUUUCCUAUUCUUCCGAUGACGACGAAAUAGUUGUUCUCUCGACGUUCAAUACCCAAAAAAACGUCUGGCAACGUGGAAAUUGA
Molecule: messenger RNA, 5909 nt
Organism: Caenorhabditis auriculariae
Lineage: Eukaryota; Metazoa; Nematoda; Chromadorea; Rhabditida; Rhabditidae
Source: the annotation of a GenBank genome assembly